AAUCCAUGGCGUGUGGAGCUACGGUAUUUUCCAAAUUGGAUCUGCGGUCCAGAUACUGGCAGAUACGGAUGGCGGACAACUCUAUCCACAAAACUGCUUUCCGAACUCGGUAUGGAUCGUACGAGUAUUGGGUGAUGCCGUUCGGACUCACCAACACUCCUGCAACGUUCCAAGCAGUGAUGAAUCAUAUUCUACGCCCACUCUUGGACGAAUGCGUGGUGGUGUACCUGGCCGACAUUCUCGUCUACUCGCGCGACAUGCAACAAUACGUCGAACACUUACGACGCGUCUUCGAGAUUCUUCGAAGAGAAUGCUUCUACGUCAAACUAUCCAAGAGCGACUUCGCCCUCGAGAAAGUCCAAUUUCUCGGACAUAUCGUAAGCACUCAAGGAGUUCAUGUCGACCCCAAGAAAAUCGAAGCCGUGCGUAUGUGGAAGACACCCGAGAACGUGAAGGAGUUACAGCAGUUCCUUGGCUUCGCUAACUACUACAACAGGUUCGUGCCGCAAUACGCGAAAAUUGCCGCGCCACUCACGAAUCUGCUGAAAAAGAACACACCCUACAAAUGGGAGCCGAAGCACCAGGAAGCCGUGGAGCAGCUGAAGCAAGCACUUACGUCCGCACCAGUACUCAUCUUGCCACAUCCCGAACGCGACUACGUCAUCGAAGCUGACGCCAGUGACCAAGCAGUGGGAGCAGUCUUGAUGCAAGACCAAGGGAAUGGACUGCAACCAAUCGCCUACCUCAGCAAGAAACUACACAGGGCAGAACUAAACUACCCGAUACACGACAAAGAGGCCCUUGCCAUCGUCAUCGCCUUCAAAGCGUGGAGAUGUUAUCUCGAAGGACGAAGAACAACCGUCUACACCGACCACUGCAGCCUGAAAUAUUUGAAGACACAACCCAACCUUUCCAGUCGGCAGGUCCGAUGGAUCGACUUCCUCGAGACACACUUCCACUACGACAUCGUGUACAAACCUGGCCAUAAAAACAAAGCAGAUGCGCUUAGCCGGCCUGCACACCAACAAGAUGCUCGCCAGGUCGCCAAACACUACUACUGGCCCCACAUGGCAGAUGACGUACAGAAAUUCGUCACCUCGUGCACUACAUGUCAGUGGAUGAAGAGCAGCAAACAGAAAAAGGCGGGACUACUACAGCCUCUUCCUGUCCCAGAACAGCCAUGGCAAGUGGUCAGCCUAGACUUCAUCACCGGCCUAUCAACUACCACAAGCGGUCAUAACGCGAUCCUUGUCGUCAUUGACAAGUUCUCCAAAAUGGGACACUUCAUCCCAACACACACGACAGCAUGCACCGAGGAGACGGCACAACUCUUUGUUUGCCACAUCAUCUCACAACAUGGCAUCCCAACCAUACUCAUCUCCGACCGAGACCCUAAGUUCACCAGCAAGUUCUGGAAGGAACUUAUGUCUCUACUCGGGACCACACUCGCCAUGUCAUCCGCCUACCAUCCGCAGACAGAUGGACAGACCGAGCGCCUCAACCAAAUUGUGGAGCAACUCCUCCGCGCAGCCUGCAAGGACAAAAUCUCAAAAUGGGACUUGCAUCUGCCCGUCCUGGAGUUUGCGUACAACAAUGCCACUCACGCCGCUACGGGUCAGACGCCGUUCUUCCUCUGCUACGGACGCCACCCACGCACACCACAGAAACCGACGCCAUCUGGAACAGUCCAACCAGCACACGACUUCAUCACAACCAUGCAUCAGCUUUGGGAUCGGACCCACAAGCGCCUCAUCGACAUCCAGCAGCAACAGAAGCGCCAGGCCGAUCGCCACCGCACAGACCACACCAUCACCGUGGGAGAUCGAGUUCUACUCGACACACACAAUCUUGACAUCAGCCAUCUCCCAUCCAAACUGCGACCUCGCUUCUGCGGGCCCUUUCUCGUUGAAGCGCAGGUUACUCCUGUUACCUUCCGCUUACGCCUGCCAGCUACCUGGAAGAUUCACAACGCCUUCCAUGUCCAACUCUUGAAGCCCUACUUAGAUCCCAACGCGAUCUUCUCUGGACGCCAACCGCCGCCGCCGCCGCCCGUCCUCGUCCAUGACGAACCCGAAUACGAGGUCGAGUCCGUGCUUGCUCAUCACCGUCGACAGAAUGGCACCAUGGAGCUUCUCAUUCGCUGGAAGGGUUAUGAUCCUUCUGAGGACAGCUGGGUACCUGAGUCCAACAUGGGUAACGCCCGUCGUCCUCUGCAUGACUACCUUCAGCAGCAGGAGCAGGAGCAGGAGCAGGAGCAGGAACAGGAGCAGGAGCAGGAGCAGGAGCAGGAGCAGGAGCAGGAGCAAGAGCAGGAGCAGGAUCAGGAGCAGGAGCAGGAGCAGCAGGAGGAGUAGAAAACGAAUCGGAUGCAGUA
Molecule: messenger RNA, 2374 nt
Organism: Closterium sp. NIES-67
Lineage: Eukaryota; Viridiplantae; Streptophyta; Zygnematophyceae; Desmidiales; Closteriaceae
Source: the annotation of a GenBank genome assembly